AUGACUAUACCGUCAAUUCCUGAAACCAUCCCCGAGCACUCCGAGCUCAAAGGCAAAGCCCCCCUGCGAGAUAUCUCCGACAUUCCAGCCAACCCGCGGCAAACGAUCCGGACUCCUUCGUGGGAUCUUACAUCCACAUGGCUGAUCGGCGCCAACGACGAUAUCCGUGCCUGGUGGGACUGCAUCGGUCCGCAAGUGGCCAUUCUCGCCGACGAAGCGGGAUACAGCGUGGCGGCGCAGACAGAAAUCCUCCUGCUGCUGCACUCCGUCGUGCUCCCGGAUAUGGGCCGAUUCCCUCCGGCCGGACAGAACAGACCUGUCGUGCAAUAUAGCUGGAGGAUUAACACAUACGACUAUGACCAUCCGAUCCUCACGCUUACCGUGGAAGCGCCCGGCGAGCAUGCCAAGGGCUCCAGCAGUAUGACCCGGCACCAUCUCCAAGCCACGCAGAAUAUCGUGGAGCAACUAUCCGCCCAACUUCCCCCGGUUGACCUCACAUGGUACCGGCACUUUAUGGCUGCGUUCCAGAUCGACCAUCAUACCGACCACUCAAGCCAUCACCGGACGUUCCUCAGCACGGACAAGGACACCAUCCGGCCGCGCAUGCCCCUGUCAUUUGAGUUUACCGACACCGGCGUCAUCCCAAAGGCCUACUUCUACCCUCCUGCGCAAGCGCACGAGAGGAAACCUUCCUUGGCCAUAUUCACGGACGCCAUCCGGUCCAUAUCGGAGACUAUCCGCCUCCCCGCUUUUGAAGAGGUUGUGGCCUUUGUGGAUAAUCAUCCGGUGGGAGUGACGCUGAACCCAGAAAUGCUGGGCAUGGACUGUAUCGAGCCGUCGCAAGCAUCGCUGUAUCUGCACGCCAGCACGCCAGUCACGAAUUUCGAGAGCAUCAUUGCUGUCAUGACGCUCGGUGGACGAGUGCACGCCAUGGAUAUGGCGAUCAUGGAGCUGUGGGAGCUGCUGUGUUUGGUCCUGCGACCGAAGCAUCGAGAUAGAACGUUCUCGUGGGGUGAUGAGUUACCCGUGUGGAAUGCGCAUGCGCAGGAUGACGACCAGCAGGGAUUGAAAUACUGUUUUGAGAUUCUGCCUGGAGCGGAAGUGCCCGAGGUUACGCUCUACAUCCCGGUUGUUCGAUACGGGCCGGCGGAUGAAGAUGUGGCGGUUGGCCUGGAGAGGUUUCUGACGAAGAGAGGACAUGCACAGUUUGCUGAUGGAUUUUGGAGAGUCUUGAAUAUGCUGAGCGAGGGCUGGACGGGCUCACGACGGGUUGUGACGCAUAUCGCGUGUUCCUUUCGGGGCGAGUCACUAGACGUGACUUCAUGUUUGGAGCCUGCUAUUUUGCGCUCGCGAGAUGAUUAG
Aspergillus novofumigatus IBT 16806 is the source of this 1362-nucleotide messenger RNA. RefSeq names its product putative dimethylallyl tryptophan synthase. Bases 1 to 1362 code for a protein of 453 amino acids. Gene Ontology annotation, molecular function: transferase activity, transferring alkyl or aryl (other than methyl) groups. The transcript has a single exon. The record is from RefSeq and is a predicted model, not a curated record. Gene Ontology annotation, biological process: alkaloid metabolic process. Lineage: Eukaryota; Fungi; Ascomycota; Eurotiomycetes; Eurotiales; Aspergillaceae.